AUGAUAGUACCAACUUCUUUCAAUCCUAAUCCAAACAUACCGGGACAUAAAAAGAGAAUACGACGGGUUUUUAAAGGAGCGGUUGGUGCACUAGAUGGAACUUUAAUACAUGCUGUUGUCCCUACUAGUAAACAAGAUUUAUAUAGAGGAAGAGGAAAAGGAUAUUGUUAUCAAAACGUAUUAGCAAUUUGUGACUUCAACAUGAUUUUUACGUUCGUCGUGGCCGGCUGGGAAGGUGUAGCACAUGAUGCAAGAAUAUUAUCAGAGGCAUUAUCAGAUCCAGAUGCACCAUUCCCAUUUCCACCACAAGACAAGUAUUAUCUUUGUGAUGCCGCGUAUGCACACAUACGGGGAUAUAUGGAUCCAUAUCGUAAUGUGAGGUAUUGGCUAGGAGAUUUUCGCCGAAGACGUGCAUUGACUAAUAAAGAGAAAUUUAACCAUGCUCAUGCAAGACUUCAGAACGUAAUUGAGCGUGCUUUUGGUGUCUUGAAAGCAAGAUUCCCUAUUUUGAAGAGGAUGACACCAUUUCCAUUGGUUACACAAAGGAACAUUACCAUUGCAUGUUUCGCGCUACAAAAUUUUAUAAGGAAAGAGGGUUUGAGCGAUGAAUUGUUUACAGAAUACGAUCAACCCAAUCUUUCGGUGCAUAAUAGGCAAGUGCACGUUAAUGCUGAUGAAGAUGAGGUUGAAGCACAUGGUACUGCAUCGGAUCGAGAAUAUAUGAAUCAGUUACGAUAUGAGAUUGCUGAGCAGUUAAUGCAAAGCACGGAUAUAAUGAUUUAA
Molecule: messenger RNA, 783 nt
Organism: Helianthus annuus (common sunflower)
Lineage: Eukaryota; Viridiplantae; Streptophyta; Magnoliopsida; Asterales; Asteraceae
Exons: 2
Coding region: 1-783 (260 amino acids)
Source: RefSeq, a predicted model, not a curated record